Molecule: messenger RNA, 13494 nt
Organism: Monomorium pharaonis (pharaoh ant)
Lineage: Eukaryota; Metazoa; Arthropoda; Insecta; Hymenoptera; Formicidae
Gene: stum
Product: serine-rich adhesin for platelets
Exons: 9
Coding region: 4680-7739 (1019 amino acids)
Biological process (GO): proprioception; taxis; sensory perception of mechanical stimulus
Cellular component (GO): sensory dendrite
Source: RefSeq, a predicted model, not a curated record
AGGAUAUAAACUAAUAUAUUUUUUAAAUAUUUAGGCUUUCUCCUUUUUUCUUUAUUUUAGUUUUUGAAAUUUUCCUUUUUCUAUUUAGCAUUAACACUUGUCUUACAAAUAAAUUCCGCUUAUUUACAAACAAUAGAAUUCACAAUACUAAUUUAUUCUAAAUCUGCAAACAAUUCAAAAUUGAGAAUUUUUAAUUUAUUUAAAUUUUAUUAAUUUAUUAUUAAUUUAUUUAAAAGUCUUCUUUAUUUUAGUAUUUCAGCAUAUAAAGUAUAAACUAGGUUUUUUCAAACUAUCUUUUUUUUUUUUUAAGAUAUGCACUUUUAUUCUCCUCUAUAAUUCUUGAUUGUUUACUCACGUUUUUACUUUUUUCUCUUUCCAAUUUUGUUGUUUCCUUUUUUUUACAUUUUCUCUUUUUUUCGCAUUUUUUAAUUUGUUUCUAUCUCGAUAUUAUCAUUCUUUCAACUUCUCUUAAUUUUUUUCCUAUACAUUUGCAUCAUUUUCCUUCGUUUUUUUCAUGUUCUCCAUUAAUCUCGUUUUUUUAUAGUUUAGAUUUUUAUUGAAAUCUCAAUAUGUCUAAGUUUAAUUAUGCCGACGAACAAUAUACAAUAAGUAAUGUGCCAUUAUUAAAUUUAUUAAGACGUCGUCUGUUCAAAACAUUCCAAGUACAUCAGGUAAAUCUUAUUUUUUACACUUUUAGGUUUACUUUUUUGCUGUUUCCUCUUUUUAAAUAUGAAAUUUAACAUCUUUUCUUUUUUCCCGUUCUUAUUUCUGAAUUUCUUAUUUUUUUGACUUAUUCCUAAACUUUUUUCUUUAAUUAAUUCUUUCAAGUUUAUUUGUCCGUAAUAAAAGACAAUUCUGCUUUUUUACUUUUCUAGCUUAAAUUUGUGUCAUUAAUUAACAUCUAGGAUAAAAAUUUCUUUAAACUUUUCUCGCAUAAUUCUAUUUUUUUAAAUAAUUUAAUUUAAUUAAUAUAUUUUGGUUGUUGAAUUUGAUUUACAUUUUUCUUUUUUUUCUUGAAAACUUUUUUGAUUCUGUUCUUGCUUAUUUUUACUAAUAUCUUUCUAGUGAUAUUUAAUUCUUUUAAACACAUGCCCAUUUUCCGCGCAUUUUCUUGCCAUAUUACUGUAAGUGAGGAACACAAUACAGAUAGUAAUAUUAUCUAAUAAUUUAUAUUAGAUACUAAUAUAACUAAUUAGGUGUAAAUUUGAAUGCACAAAAGUAAAUAGUAUAAAGAAAGGUACGUAAAGAAAUAUUUGAUUAAAAAGCAUAAACAUAUAGAAAUGAAUUAUUUCCUUACGAUUAUGCUAAUGUAACGUAACAAAGAAAUGAGAAAAAAUGAUUUAUUGAAAAGUAAAGUAUUAAUAAAAAAAGAAUAUAUUGAUAAAAACUAAAAUUACAAAAGGUUUUUUAAAAAAAGAGUCGUUUAAUGCAUCGGUUAUAAUAUGUCGAAAUUCUAACUUAAAUUUUUAUUUUCUUGGAAACUACACUGUUAUAUAUAAUCAAUUGAAAAUUUUAAUUAUAAUAUUUUUCUUUAAAUAAUAUUUUAUAUAAUUUUUAAACAGAGUGAAAAGAAUAUUUUGAUCUUCCGAUCAUACUUCCUUAAAAUAUUUACAAUAAUUCGAGUAUUGUAUCUCAUGCGGAAAUUAAAGACGGAUUCCUGUCUAGAGGACCAAAAUAUCCACUUUUUUGAUUUUUUUUUCAUUUAUAGAUCCUUAAAAAUAUUUCCCUAAAACAUUAAGUUAAAACUAUGUAAAAUAAGAAAGUUUAAAGACAUUGAUUCGUAAGGAGAAAUUGAUAUGCAUCAAAUACUCAUAUUUAAUCUUUUUUUUUUUGUUAAGUAGAGAACUAAAGUUUAAAGCGGAAAAGAUCUGUAUAUGAUUUUGAUACAACAUAGUAAAGUUUACUUUUCUAUUAAUAAAGAUUAAUUUUAAUUUUAAUCUAGAUUUAACUUAUUUUAUAUCUUUUUCUAAUUCUUGGAAUUAGAAAAAGCUAAAAAGUAACUAAACCGAGAUUAAAGUUAAUUUACAUUGAAGUAGAAAUAGACACACACACACACACACACACACACAAAAGGAGUGAAUAACACUUUUAUUAUUUUGCAUUCAAUCCAGUUAACAUAAGAUAUUUUUUUUUUAUUUACCAAGAGAUAAUAAUAAAACAGGAUGUAAUACUUGGUUAUUAGUUGAUAUAUUGACUGUAAAGGUCAUGUACAAAAUUUUUACAUUGCAAUUCUCAUUGGUACAGAAACAAUGCUACAAAACAUGAAACAAUUAUGCAGAAAAAUGGCUUCUAACAUAUAAAUUUUGAAAUAUAGAGACUUACAAAAGUCAGAAAUGUUAUCUGAAUAUAAUUAAAUAUGCAUUCCAAAUUUUAUAUUUAUGAAUCCAAUAACUACAAACAAAAAAUCAAAGGAUCAGUCUAAAAAUUUAUUGUCUAGACAGGAAUUUCUCUUAGGACAAUUCUCCAAUUUGAGAUGGCUUUGUUCAAGUAUUUUGAUUUAUUCCGCUUGGCAUUAUUGUUCUUAUGUUUUUGUUUGAAAUUUUUCUAAACUUUCUAAAGCAACACGCAUUAAGUCAAUUAGAUCCGCAAUUACCGAUCUCAUGCGAUACCGACACCCGAAACUGUGUGAGAACGACUAGGCUAAUUUGACGUGCGUGCUAAUUACUUUGCGCGUUCUGAUCCUCUGAUGUAGGAUCGUGGGAUUCCUCGUGUAAGCGAUUUGUCUGUGAAUGUUAACGAUCUCUGGAUCGCAGACAAGAGGGGACCGACGGCCAAGAAACGGAGUCGAUCCUCGCAAUAAAAUAAUCCGUGUAUGACAGCCGUAUCAUUCUAUUCACAGCCGAAUGUAUCAUAUUCAACAUGACGAUCGAUUAUCACGUAUAAGUUCUGUAAAUAAAAUAUAUUUAAAAAAAUAAUACGUAUGUGUAAAUGUCGUUAAAAAUUGUAUUCGACGCGUGUCGUUCCGUCUUUCUUCGAUUUCACAGUUUCCGAAAAUAUACGGAAAUGCUAAUUUAUUAUCCGUUUAAUGUAUUAUUUUCGAUUUCAAAUACUUGAAAGUUUUAUAUUUUAUAUCAUCUUUUUUUAAUGAUUUCUACUGUUACCUUUAUAAGUUUUGAUUUUUGUACUUGACAUUUAAAAGAUUUAUCAAAGUUUAUGUCCCGAGAAAUCCAAAAAGAGAUUAGUUCCCGAGACGUUUCCGGGCCCUCGAUUUCGGCGUCGCGACGCUCGCCCGUAGGAACGGCGCGCGGCGAGCGUCCGUCUCGCGCGUUGAUGAUGACAUAAGCGAGGAACGGCGCGGAACCCGUGUAUUACAGGCCGUGCCCAGCUACGUCCAAUCAAGCUAAUGUUCCAAUAAUUCGGGGCCAACCGCUUAAUGAAUGAACGAAUAGCCUCGACCGAGAGGUUCGAUUAUAAAUGCGACGGCUUACGUGCUACACUGCGUAUUCCGCCGGCGCUGCUCGGCCGCACUCCUGGCAAGGUCUGCGCAGCCCUUGGGCACCGAGGGCGAGGGGGCGGGAGGGUGAAGAACACGUGGGUGGACGAGGCGUAGGUGUUGCGUGCGAAAUUCGUGCGAGCUUUCUCCUUCUCUCUCUCUCUCUCUCUCUCUUUCUCUUCUUUUCAGCGUAAAAUUAUUUGAGCGUUCUAACAAUUAAAUGUAAGGGGCUCGAGAGUCCGAAGGAUAAGUCUAAAGUUUCGAUUUACAUGGGGGAAUUGCGUUGUGUUAUCGCUUCAAUCAGCAUCUUAGACGUGAGUCGUCUUACUUUUUGCGGUCUCCGGCCUCCCGGAAAAAAAAAUAUCUAACGCGUGGAAAGUUUUUUCACACGAAUUAUAGAAAUUAUUGUAGAGAGAUCAUAUGGUUUCGUAAGAUGCCAUUUUUUUCGCAAUCACAAAGGUUUCUGCAUCGUGAAAUGUAUUCACCGUGUACGCCACCAGGCAGGUUACUACGAAAUUGCAAAACAAUAGUUUCCCCCUGUGAAACCUCGGUCUCUUCAUCGGCGAAGAAAAUUCGAAGCGCAAAGAAAGUCUUUCCGUGAAUCGACAAAAAAAAAGUGCGACCGUUCGCUUCGGUCGCAGUUUUUGACUCGAUACCGAAUUUACAAGGCGAGAUUUUGCGAAGGAAAGGAUUUCGCGAAGGAGAGGAACGCUCCCGUACGUUCUCGCCGAGAGGCGGGAAGCCCCGACUGCACUUUCACGAUCGGGAGACGCGCGGAGUUCCUCCGCCCGGCGGCGGCUCUCCCGCACGCGGUGGAGAACGCGCGUGUUGGUCAACGCGCCCGCGCCUCCCCGAGUGACCACCUUCGGCGCGUAUCCCGCGGCCGGCGGGCGCUAUAAGUCGUGACGGGCGAACCCGCGCCAGUGAGGACGCGUUCGUGUUAGCGCGAGGACGCGCGGAGCCGAGAUUCGAGGCCGAGGGCGACGGGCGAGAGAGAAAGACAGAGAGAGAGAAAGAGUGCGGGGCGAUCCUUACCGCCCGGGGGCUCCCACACUACCCUCGUGCGAACAUCGUGUGCAUGCCUCCGCCGCCACCGCCGCCGCCGCCGUGGGGGUUGCCGCCGUAAAUGGUGUCGAGCCCCGCGACCCCGCGACCCCGCGAGACAGGUGGGAGUAACGGCGGAUCUCGGGGUCCCUCUCACUUCCGCGACCUGCAUGAAGGGCACCAGAUAGGGGUCUCGUGAGAAAUGAGGCGGACCGAUCAUGACGGCCACGUCGCGCGGCAGGGCCCACCGCCCUUCCGGGUGCUGGCCGUCCCCGACAGCAUGUACCUGUCGCCGCCAACCCCGGCGCCGCCACCCCCGCGCGCGCCCGAACCUUACAAGGUCGCCCCGACGUCGACGUCCCUCGGCAGGGCGCACCGUCGCUCCAGCUUCGUGAUACUCGCCGAGUCCAGCCCGGCGAGUCCGGAACCCGGCGAUGCGUCGUCCACCUUGCCGACGGGGAGGGUCUCGCCCUUUCGCGGACGUGGCUUCAAGGGCCCACCCCCUCGCUCAAUGUCGAGGCCGCAGUCGCCGGAAGCCGGGGACGGACGUCGACGCAGAGUCGAGCGAAGGGUGUCGGUGUCGCAGCAGAACAGUCCCAGAAGAAGCCUGAUACCGCAGCCCACCUACCGCCAACGGUCCACCUCCCUGACGAAGGACAACGACGAGCGCUCGCCGUCGCCGAAGAUCGGCCGUCGGGUCGACUCGAGGACGCGGCUGAACGUCUCGGGCUCGCGGGGACGGCUGAACGCGGCCGACUCGAAGUCGCGGCUGAACGACACGAGGACGACGCGACCGAACAGGUCCGACACCCGGGGCCGUGCGAGCCUGAACGAGACUAAGGCCCGCUUCAUCUCCAACUCCACCAGCAACCUCGACGGCAACUCGACGACGCGCCGACAGCAGCCGGCGACGAGAGGCUCGACGCGGCUCUCGCCGAUCCAGGGCACCCCGACGAAACCGGAGAAGACGGCCGGCAGGUCGAACGUAAGGGGGAAAGACGGUACGAGGCAAUCACCCACGAAGACCUCGAGAACGUCGCCGCAGAAGAGCAACGCCGCUGUCACUCGGAAGGAAAGUCGGAGCAGAAGCCCGAGCAAGGAGCGCCUCCUCUCGCCGUCGAAGAUACCCCUGAAGGCGAGCAAGGCGACGUCGAACGGCUCGUCGAACGCCGGCAGGUUCAUCUCGAUGCCCGAGCAGAGCGCGGGGAAGGCCGCGAAGGAGGGCAGAAGCGACAAGCCGAACGGCCAGUCGACCCCGAGGGAAAACGGAGCGGAACACUCCUCGGGCAACGCGGAGGAUCUCAUAGAUCUGUUGAAGCAGACGCCGCAGGCGACCGGCACGUCCAGCGAGCGUCUGGUGAACACGACGACGACCACGGCGGUGCAGCCGUUGAACAUCGACACGAACACGCUCCACGCGGAGCGCAACGACGGUACGGCGGCGAGUCUGCCCGACGGAGCGCUCAGGCCCUCGGUCUCUCCCGCGUCCAAGGGCGAGUCGCCGGUGCCCGCCGUGCCGACCGGUCGGAAAGCCUCGCCGUUCAACGGCGAGAGUCAGCCGGUCAGGGCGAGCCAAGCGAUUAACCUCGGAAACGAGAGGAAGGACUCGCCCGUCGGCGCGCCGGAGGGCAGCACCGGGGGUCAGCACUCGAAGAACAGCAGCGUCAGUCAGUCCGUGAAGAGCGUCAAGAUGAACGACGAGGGUACGGGUCAGCAGCGGUCCAGCAAUCAGUCCUCCGCCAAUCAGCAGCGUUCCGGCAGGAGGGCCGACGGGAAGGAGGAACCUUCGGAUGCCGGUUCAACGGCGGUUCCGGCGGAGGUGAAGGGUGGUUCCACGGGCGACAAGAUGCCCACCGUGAUGGAGAACUCGAAGGUCGGAGCGGCCGGGGUGGCGGAGACGGCGACAACGACGACGACGACGAUGACGAGUAACGCCACGGCGAUGAGUAACGGCGCGACGGCGACGACGACGACGACGACGACGACGACGACGACGACGACGAACAACGUCGCGGCGAACAGCAACCACAACGCGAGUGGUGGUGCGGGGGUGAACAGUGAGGCUGUGGUCCGCGGAAGAACGAGGAGGAACGAGAACCGCGGCAGCGACGCGUCCCUGAAGUCGUCCACCGGCGUGUCCACGGACUCGAUCGAGAGCGUGAGGUCGACGGACACGGGGGUGAGCGUGAACACGGUGCGGGGGGUGUCCUCGCCGAGGGAGAAGACGGGCGUGCACACGGUGAAGCGGCAGGAGAUCGAGACCCUCAGCGGCAACCUCGCCCGCGUCGAGCAGAACGGCGAGCCGGCUGUCUUGGCAUCCAGCAACGAGAAACAACGCGACGGUGACAGAUUGCUGGCACGUUGGGGGAGGUCCUUGAGUCAAUACUGCAAGUGCUGCUCCGGCAUGAGGUGCCUCGCUUGCCGCAGGGAUCCCAAAGGUCUCCUGUGGACCAGGAAGCAAGGGAGGGCGACGGUGAUCAACGACAUCCCGCCGCCUGUUGCUACCCCCGCGCACGAUCCGUCGCCCCCCGCGGCGGGUGCAUUGUCGUGCUGGUCGAAACUGAAGGCGCGGUGCAGAUGCGUCCGUCUGCGAGAGAGACUGCGAGAGCUCAAGUGCUGCACGAGAAAGUCGAGGGUCGCCCCUGCCGAGUCGACCGUUUGCUGCCCGCCCGAGAGAAGAUGCGGCGCGCUCUGCCGUCGCGCGUUCGGCUGCUGCAAAUGCAACUGCAAGCGCGCGGACGCGCAACAACGCGCAAAAAACACACGUGCCAAGCACAGCCUUACAAGCGUGGCGCCGCCGCCUUUGUCGGAGGAAUCAAAGGCCAAGAUACCGGACGUUCUGGUGGAGCACAAUUCUGUUAUGCGCGGCGCCAUUCCUUGUCUGCCGGUUCCUCUCGCCUGGUUUUGCCUGGUGUGGAACUUCCUAUUGCCGGGCACUGGAACCUUAUGGAGCGGCCUGUUCAACCUGUGCACCGGACAGCCGAGAUUUUCCGCCGUCGCCGGAAUGAAGUCACGACUCGGUGCAUUCAUUGUCAACCUCAUCGUGGGCGUGGGCCAGCUGUUUACCGUUCUGUUCUGUCUCGUCGGAUGGGGUUGGAGCAUCUGGUGGGGCGUCACCAUGGUCCGCUUAGCUAGAAAGUACAAGCGGUUCAAGGAUUCGGAGGCCGCUAACAACGACCCUGAGGCCAGAGGGGGCGAGACGGCGGCCCUGCCACCCGGCGUGCCGAGUCAGGCCCUGCGAGGGGUGGAGAGGGCGCGAUGAUGCAUUUUUAAUGAAGAGGAGUCCGUCCUCCGGUUAUCUAAAGCUAUUUUGUAUCUCGUUCGACAAGUCUUCGCGUUUUCGCUUUACUGUUAGUAUCAUUUACGAGACUUAUCGUUGAAGACUUGCCGUUCGUACGAAUGAAAUUGUAUUGUUGACGCGAAUAUAAGCAUCUUGUAUGUACACAAACGGUUAUAUAUUUGUGAAGACAAUUAGCCGGCAAGAACGUUUCCCAGGUGCGAUCGAGUCGCGACGAAGAGCGAGGAUUUAAUUAGGAAACUUGCGACGAUAAUAACAUGUUAAGCCGUACGGAACAAGUUCUACGCUGAAAAAGAUCGUGAAUUAUUAAAACGCGAUUUGAUACCCUCGUGCCUUUUUUCCCUCCAUCAUUUAUUCCUCGGCGUUCUCGAAAGGGAGGGGAAUCUUUUUAUUCGGCUAGUAAUAGAAUCUGUAAGUAUAAACGAAUCUCACACCGAAACCUUUUCUCUCGCGCGGCUUAGUGUGUUAUUGUAUAUAUUUAAAUUGUUUAAUUCAAUGAGAGACAUCUCUCGUAAGAAGGGAACGCGAGAGAGAGAGAGAGAGAGAGAGAGAGAGAUUCUCUUGCAGGAUGCUUGCUAAAGUUUCUGCUCUGUUUUUUCCGAAGGAAUCAGGAUUACGAUGCUUGUAUUUUACGAUCAUCUUCGUGAAUUAUUAUUAUUAUAUAAGGCAUUACAUUUAUUGUAAUUUAUUUAAAAAAAAAAAAAAGUUUCUCGAUCUCUCGAUGAAAGAUUGGCAUGACGAUAUUAUUAGAGCAAAUAAUGCCAGAGAAUUAAAGAAAGCUCGAGGCUCUCUUGAUGGAAAUUCUCUUGCGAGCGUAGUUUCCGAAAGCUUUGCUCGCGCAGGAAUUAAGAAUCGACGCUUCCACAAAGUAGACAGAGACUUCGCAGGCGCCCCGCAUUUUUCUACGCAGCGAAAACUUUCGUUCCCGUCGACGAAAGGUUCACUUUUUUUUUGUAAGAAGCUAUCGGCGGCCUAUCAGACUCCGAAGACGUCCUUGAAGAUUAAUCGCUUUCAGUGAAAGCAUCUAUGAACCGAGGCGUUCUUUCAAAAUGUACUAGUUGCGUCGAUGAGGAUGAUUUAUCGGGAGGGAAACGGAAUUUUCUCUGUCUUCAAAGGCAAAAGCGAGGUAGAACUUCACCCCAAACUCCUCCGGGUGUCUCAAUCCUUUCUAUCAGCGGUAAAUUAAUUCUUGAGUGCAUUUUCUUCGCUUUUUUUUUAUAAAGAAAACGAUGCUGUAUAUAAACAUGACGUUUCUUAUCAGAGAAGUUUUGAAAAAUCCACUUAAAGCAAGAAAAAAAAAAAGCCACGAACAAUGUGCGAAAAUGAGCGCAAUGAACUUUGGUCUGGGGUGAUGAGGCAACCCCCCGCAUUUGUCUUUCGGGGUUAAUACGCGGUGGCCAAGCUCGAGAUCUUCGGGGGCAUCGCCGCAAUCUCCGGGGAUGCGGUCUUGAAAUUGGGCGCGCGAUGUCGAUGGGACAAUUACGUUUUGAAAAAACGCGCUUUAUAUUUUUACAAGCGCAAAACACACACACACACAUACAUAUACAUAUGUAAAAGUAUACUCGAGACUUACCCGAUUAAAAACUUAUACCCUACUAACUCUCUUGUAAAUAUGGAAAGAAAGAAUACAUUACUUACGUCAAUUUUUAAUGUAAACGCCUGCCUCUGGAUGUUCUUGCUUCUCCUCGCUCCCUCUUCUUCUCCCCCGUCGCCGCGAUCGCGGAUGUGCUGCUCUUCGCACAUGCGCCUUCACGUAUACGUGCGUCUCUAUCAUCUUUCUCUUCGGUUAGUACAUUUUUUGUUUAUCUAUGAUCUACGGACAUUCUUUACAGCCAUCCUCUCGUAAUAAAGGAACGUAACACGAACGUACUAUACGUAUAACAUUCUAUAAAUAUAAACGUACAUUUAUAUUUAUGGAAUGAGUAAGUAUAAAAUAAGUAUAAAACGCAGCUUUAGGAUACAUUUUCAUCGCCUGGAGAGAGGCAAUCUCGUAUAUUCGCUAAAACGAGAUGUCACCGAGAUCUUUCCAGCUCUCUCCCACCGCUUGCAAACAAAAAGAGAAGAAUAUCGUAUCAAAGUGGCGGGAUAGAGGACAAUAAACGAAAGCUGGAUUUUGCAAGGGAAAAAGCUCAUCUGAUUCAGAAUUCAGCGUCGUCGCUCGUCGCCGCCGUCGUCUCAUCGUGUUAUGACGUCGCAAGAUGCUCAAGAUGAACGGGGAGGAGGCGGGGGGGGCGGGAACGUGCGCAUGCUUCGUGAAAUGCAAAGGAUCUAGCGAGACCAACUGCCCGGUCUGCCGCACACUCUACAAGCAUGCAAAAUCGAUCGCAUGCCCAAGCAGCUCUAUUUCAAGCAGCCCGUCGUUAUCGAGAUCGCGUUUCAUUUUUGCCUCCUCUUUUUUUUUUUUUUUUUCUUUUCGUCGAAGGCCUUGGCGAGCGCUCGGCGGCGGCCGAGUCCCGCGCGAGAUCUCUGAUCGUGCGUAUGUGAGGGAUGUUGUUGGUCCAUGUGGUCCAUGUGUGAUCUGUGUGGACGGUCGAGCCGCCUGUCCUCGAUCGACCUGUAUGUGAUGUAUCGAUCUGUCUGGUGGUGGGUGCUCUUUUCGUCUACGAACCCUGCAACUUCCGCCUACAAUUUCCCCUCGAUUGGACCGGGAUUAAUCUCCUCCCUCCCUCCCUCUCUCUUUUACAGCGGAAGGUACACGUCACGCGGGGGACAAAGCGUCCCGGGAUUAAAAAUCGCGAUCGCGAGAGGGUGGAAAAUUGGCGGAGAGGCGCGAUCGAUCGCGGUUGCGUCAUCGAAACCGCGUUUACCUCGGCUUCUCUCACGCGGGAACAAUGUUUUCAGCGGCGAUUGUGAAAAUAAUCCCCCUUUCCCCGGCGCACCGCUCUCUCUCUCUCUCCCUCUGACACUUCACCGUGUGCCGGAGAUCAAUUUUCACGGGUGUUACAAAAGUGUUUUCGCGCGGCGAGUGGCCGUCGAGUGGGCGCAUCGGUCAUUAAAUAAUACCUUUUUGACGGCGCGAAAUUGGCGAAAUUCGAGACGACCCCGGGCACGGGCGCGAGGACGCACGGCGGGGGGGGGGGGGGAGCACGAUAGCCGUUCGUGUUGCGCACGAAAUUCGCGGCAAUUACGGUCGGCAGUUCGUUCGUUCGUGAAAAUUCGCGAAGUCGGCGGAGAGCGCGCGUGUCUGCCCCGCUAUGUGAUAUACGCGCGCCUUAUCGGCCGCAAUUUAUCGCGACCAUACGUUGCAUAAACUUCCGCGCCGGUUUUAUGUAUCCCUGUCGAGAGAGAGGAAGAGAAAGAGAGAGAGAGAGAGAGAAAGAAAGAGACGAGGGGGUUUAUAAUUGCGCGGCCUUCUCUCGCAUUAUUUCACGCGCCGGGCGAUCAAUUCGCGAUGGUCGCGAGAAACGUAAAGAGGAAAAAAGAAGCAAAGAAAAAAAAUAAGGUCGUCCUCAAAAUGGGUCGGCUAGACGACACGGAGAUUCGUAUCUCGAGUGCAGGAACGUACGCGCGCCCGUGAUCGAUUUAAGUAUCUCGUGUUACGCGAUUAUUCGUGGAACGUGGUACUAACGAAGCGGAAAGCGAGCAUUUCUUCUCCUCCUCGCGAAGGGAAGAAAGGGAAAUUCCUUUUGAGAUAACCCGUGAGAGACGAACGCAGAGAUAACGAACGAGGGAGAAAAAGAAGUGUCCAGGGGGGGGGGGGGACACAGUAAGACCGAAAAAAAUCGCCUUUGUAUCGAAUGUUUUAAUUACAGCCGACAGGUAUAACGAGGAAUAUAUAUAUAUGUGAUAUAUUUCACUUCGGUCGUGUGAGUCAAAAGAAAGUCUCGUAAUAAAAUAUAAACUUGCGAGGAGUAAAAGAAAAAGUACGGCGUGCAGCAAUUAAUCUGCGAUUAAAUCCCGUUAAACUGGAUAUUCUGAAUAUACCAUCGCGUAUAUUUAUAAAACACGAGAGUCUCGGGUAACAGAGAGUUAAACGGUGUCAAAAGCGAUACGAAAGAGAAAUAAAAUGUACAAAGCAUGCAGUUAUUUUUUUUUUUCAACGUCACACGCGCAACAGCGCGUGAUUGUUAAGGCUAUAACAAUUAUUUUGUUAAACAAUUCAAAGUGUAAUUGUAUGGUAUGCUCGGUAUAUCACGUGGAUUUGUCACCGGUUUCCCUUUUACGAGCAAUGUUUUUUUUUUUUUCGCAACGAUCGCAAUUGCACAAUCGCUGCAAAAUGAGUAUAUUUCUGAGUAGUAUAUAGUAUAAUUGAGGCGGGCGAAUGGUAUCGGAGGGUGAGACGAAUUAAGAUUAAAGACUCACGGAAAUUAUGUAUGUAUAUACAGUAGAAGCGUGAAAAAGAGUGAAUAGGUUGACGACCGGAGGAGUCGAUGAGACAAGUUGAGGUAUGUUAAAGCCGAGUCUUUUAAAUUUUAAUGCGACUCACCCGCCAGGAACCUAUUCACCUACUCUACUAAUAUCUCGGAAUUAGCUCAACCAUCCUUAACUUUAAACAGAACUUGCUCCCGCAAAGUUUUGAUGUAAAAUUAAAAAUAUAUAUAUAUUUAAUGCCGAAUUAACGUUGAGAAAUUGUGAAAAAAGUUCUUGGUCGUAAAAAUGUGAUAUUAAAAAAAAAAAAUUGUAAUAUUAUAAAAAAAAAUAAUUAAGAUUUCUCUUGAAAGCUCGAUUUCAGACUGAUUAAAAACUAUAUGCGACAGGAAUAUUCCUGGACGUUCUAUGUAUAAUUCAUAAUUGAUUGGAAAAAGUCUGACGCGUCUUUUAUAAUCUCCUACAUUUAUCAUAACGUUAUUAAAAAUUGACUGCAUCAAAAUUUUGUGCUUCUACUAACUAAUCAUUUAUGUUUUAUAGUUAUUAAAAACGUUAUUAAAAAUUCACUGCAUUAUGUAUAAUUCAUAAUUGAUUGGAAAAAGUCUGACGCGUCUUUUAUAAUCGCCUACAUUUGUCAUAACGUUAUUAAAAAUUGACUGCAUCAAAAUUACCUGCUUCUACUAACUAAUCAUUUACGUUUUAUAGUUGCACGAUAAAAAAAAAAUAAAAUUAAAAACAAAAGAUCGGGUCCUAGUUAAAACCCUCCAGGGAUUGAUUGUUCUGUUUCCGAGUUAUCAACAUUAUGCCGUGGUAUAUGGUGUGGGUGUCAAUGAAUCGAGUCGCUGACGCUGGAUAUAUAUAUAUAUUGAGUAGUAUAUGUUUUAAUGAUGUGACUCCAUAAUAUGUCAAUAUGCACAGGUAAAUAUUCUUGUCAUUAUAAUCGACGUGUUACAGUGUGUAAUGUGAUACGAUAGUAGUCGGUUUAUAGUAUAUAACCACUUCCUUCCUUUCCUCUCGUAUAUAAUUAAGAACUUAAAAUAACUCUAAAGAAUAAACUACAUCACUAUCGGCUAGCGACUAUUUAGCGAUAAUAAUAGCCUACCAUGUCUUUUACUAUCGGCGCUCGAUGACUGUGUAUAUAAUUUUUUUUUUUUUUUUAAUCAUUUUUAUUACUCUUUCCUCCCUCUUAUAUCUCUUUUCCCGUGACCUGUCCCCUGUAAAUCUGUCGCCUUCAAUCCCAGAAGUAUCAAGUUCGGGCGAGAAAAAGUGGGAAAAAGUUUUCCAGUUCGUAAAUCGAUAUUGAUAUUGAUCGAAACGCUUCGAUAUUAAUUCUCACAGAUGCAAACAAACGUGACAGCGAACUCAGGGGGUUUUCAAGAAGCGUUUCAACAUUCAACGAGAAAAAAAAAAA